AAAAACAAAAGCUUCUUUAAUUAUAACUACUCUCAUGGUACACAUGCAUACACAUACUGGUACAUACAUACAUAGCAGAUAGCCGCCAAUUGUACUUAUAAUUCGAUCAAGGUCGCUUAGGAUGCUCUCACACAGACGCACGCACACUUUACAAACAAACACACACACACACGCACACAGACACACACAUAUACACGCAAACAUUCGCACGCGCGGCGUAUUGUUAGCGUAAAUACAUCAACGGUGUGCAAUAUUUACUUUUAUGUUACCGUUGCACUGAAGACUCUAUGUUUAGUCGGUUGGUUAACACGUCGGUCUAGCAGCAUUAAAGCUGUUUUGCCUUGGAUCGAACCAGAACUCUGUUCACAGUUUUUUUUCAGAAAAAAAAAAUGUCGCAACAAGGCGGCGAGAGAUCUGGUGGUGAGAGGACAAACUGCAGCGAAGAUAACGGAAAAUUCAAAGUCGCAGACGAUAGUAGCAGAGCGAAACCCUGGCUGAAAAUGACAGCUGUCAAAGAUGGCCGGCAAUGACAGAUGUCAAAAAUGGUUGAUGGCCCUGACGUCAGAGUAGAGUGGAAGGGGUAAAACGGUCGAAAAAGGACGAAAUUGAACCUUCAUAAGAAAAUACAUGGGAUUUUGAGGCCGAACUGUCAUAGCCUAUCUACUCAUGUCUUCUUUACUACAUAUUUUCAUGCUGCGCUAUUUUUCUAUAAUUUUCAUUAUUUUUACAGCUUUCACAGGCACCGACCAUCGCCGCUCCCCUACGAGCCCCUCCUUCAGUUGUCUUGCCUCAGAUUCAGGUUUCACAAUCAUCGACCAUGGCCGUCCCUUUACAAGCCCCUCCUUCAGUUGUUUUGCCACAGAUUCCGAUUUCACAUUCACUGAUCAUCGCCGUCACCGUACGGGCCCCUGCUUCCGUUGUCCUGCAACAAUUUCUGCAUCUUUUUCAGAACACGAUUGUAUUUUCUGCUCAGGCAAUAUUCAAGUUACCUAAUUGAAAAUACACAACUGUCAAUAAAAUGCGGAAGCAGAAGUACUGACGUAAGAGUUGCUACUAAGAAAGUCUAGUUAUAAUUACAACGUAUCGACUAGGUAAUAAUAAAAACGUGUAAAUAAAA
Molecule: messenger RNA, 1117 nt
Organism: Agrilus planipennis (emerald ash borer)
Lineage: Eukaryota; Metazoa; Arthropoda; Insecta; Coleoptera; Buprestidae
Exons: 4
Coding region: 667-993 (108 amino acids)
Source: RefSeq, a predicted model, not a curated record